CGAUCAACCAUGUUCGAACACGAAUUUUUCAAGUGCAACAAGUCUUGACUGGAAUAUUUCGGACUUUUUGGAAGAAUGUAACAUAAAAAAAUUCAAGAAUAAGAUAGAAGCUUACCUUACGUCCCUCGAGACCAUCGCUGAUACUUGGGGAGAUAAGGAAUUCGAUAGCGUGGCGGAGGACUUUGGGUUGUGUGUCAUUCAAGUCUUUGAGACGAGCCACGAAGCUAAUGGUUCUAAACCAUAUUAUAUUAUUGCUCGAAAUUGGGAGAAGAAUCAUACAUCUCGCGGUGGAACUGCAAUUAACUUUUACGGGGACUAUCAGAAUAAUGGGAUAAUGGCAGUGAAUCCGGUUAAUAACACAUUUACUGACUUCAAGGGAAAAAAGUCAGUACAUUAUACAGAAACGAAUACAGAUUCUGAUCCAGAAUAUGAGCUCAAGAGAAGGGGAGUGAGUAGUACCGCUCCCAGAACUCCUCCACAGGUGCCUCGGGAUUUAGAUUCAUUGACGACGACACCUAAUAAGCGACCGCUGGAAAAUGAAGAAGUUCAGCACAUUUUAAUAGUGUCUUGCCUCGCACAUUCCUCCAAAUACUCACAAGAUAUCUCCGUAAUAUGUGCGUUUGGGAAAACUAUCACAGAGUUGGCACUAGAAAUCGGCGAGGAGCUCGUCAUUGAGCUGUCCUCUGUACGUGAUAUCAAUCCUGCUGUGUGGACACCUGCUCUGGAGAAUUAUAUCGACACUGCCCUUAAGGAAACCGGAAAAAAUUUAAAACUGCAGUCCUAUUGA
Ambispora gerdemannii is the source of this 787-nucleotide messenger RNA. The record is from the annotation of a GenBank genome assembly. Lineage: Eukaryota; Fungi; Glomeromycota; Glomeromycetes; Archaeosporales; Ambisporaceae.